AUGGGGAGAGUGGUGGAGGAGUUUGUCAUGGAACAACCUAUUCCCCCGUACCUUUUCGCUUUUGCGGUGGGUGAGUUGGGUUUCAGGGAAGUGGGGCCCAGAACGAGGGUUUAUGCGGAGUCUGUGGCUGGAAAGUUGGACGCGGCGGCGACGGAGUUUGCCGGGAUGGAGGAUAUGAUUAGGGUCGGAGAGAGGUUGUUUGGGGCGUAUGAGUGGGAGAGGUUUGAUUUGUUGUUGUUGCCGCCGAGUUUUCCGUACGGUGGGAUGCGAAUCCGAGGAUGGUGUUCUUGA
Molecule: messenger RNA, 291 nt
Organism: Ilex paraguariensis (yerba mate)
Lineage: Eukaryota; Viridiplantae; Streptophyta; Magnoliopsida; Aquifoliales; Aquifoliaceae
Source: the annotation of a GenBank genome assembly